This is a messenger RNA of Exophiala spinifera, 1812 nucleotides long. RefSeq lists its product as uncharacterized. The transcript is spliced from 9 exons. Gene Ontology annotation, cellular component: membrane. The record is from RefSeq and is a predicted model, not a curated record. The coding region runs from base 1 to 1812 and encodes 603 amino acids. Gene Ontology annotation, molecular function: amino acid transmembrane transporter activity. Gene Ontology annotation, biological process: amino acid transmembrane transport. Lineage: Eukaryota; Fungi; Ascomycota; Eurotiomycetes; Chaetothyriales; Herpotrichiellaceae.
AUGGCAGAUCCCGAGAAGCUCGAUACUCCUAGCGCGACUGCUCUCAAAGGCGAGAAUGGCCUCGGGGAGCCAGCUAGCUUGGCAGACCAUGUCCGCGGCCGCCAGUUCAGCUUGGACGCCGGAGACAGAGCCAUGGUCGAAGCCGAUCAAGGUGUGCUACAUCGCAGUCUGAAGGGAAGACACAUGCAGAUGAUCGCCAUGCAAGUUUGCUCCUUUGCUAGCAUUUUCACCGCUUCAUGUUGGCAGCCUCAUGGCGGUGCCAUCGGCGCAGGUCUCUUCAUCGGUAGCGGUGGUGCAUUCCAAACCGGCGGUCCUGCUGCUGUACUUCUCGGUUUCAUGAUUAUCGGUGUCAUGAUUUACCUGAUGAUGCAAGCGCUUGCCGAACUCGCUGUGCUGUACCCGAUCAACGGUGCCUUCACCAUGUAUAUUGUCAGAUUCAUCGACCCUUCGUGGGGUUUUGCCUGUGGGUGGCAGUAUGGUAUUGGUUGGCUCACCGUGCUUCCUUUCGAGAUCUCCGCAGCUUGUAACAUCAUCCACUACUGGGAAGGGGUUGAGAAUAUCAACAACAGCGCUUGGAUCGUUCCGUUACUAUUUCUCCUGGUAGUCAUCCAAUUCUUUGGCGUCAGAGGAUAUGGAGAGGUCGAAUUUGCACUCAGUUUGAUGAAAAUCAUCGCCUGUAUUGGCUUCAUGAUCCUCGGUAUAAUCAUCGACGUUGGAGGUGUACCCACCGAUGACAGAGGCUAUAUUGGUGCAAGAUACUGGCAUUCCCCAUACAGUGCUUUCCUUAACGGAUUCCAUGGGUUCUGCACCGUGUUCGUGACAGCUUCUUUUGCCUUUGGAGGAACCGAACUCACUGGUCUGGCUGCCGCCGAGACGGAAAACCCGAAAAAAGAGAUCCCCAGAGCCACAAGACAGGUCGUCUGGCGUAUUUGCAUCUUCUACCUCGUCAAUCUCUUCCUCGUCGGCCUCAUCGUCCCAGCGAACAGCGUGCUCUACCAAGCCGAGGGUCCUUCCAGCAGACGUUCUCCUUUCGUCAUUGCCAUCAAGUUGGCCGGUAUCAAGGCGUUACCCUCCAUCUUCAACGCCGUCAUCUUGAUUUCCGUCAUGAGCGUUGCCAACUCGUGCACGUUUGGCUCCACUCGAACUUUCCAAGCAUUGGCCCAAAAUGGCAUGGGACCGAAGUUGUUCGCAUAUGUCGACAAAAAGGGUCGUCCGCUCGUGGUCGUGCUGCUUCAGCUCCUUUUCGGAUGUGUGGCCUUCGUCAAUCUGGACAAAAAGAAUGGCGGCACUGUCUUUGACUGGCUCCUCGCCUUGUCCGGUCUCUCCUCGUUCUUCAUCUUCGGCAGUAUCGCCAUUGCCCAUAUCCGGUUCCGUGCCGCGUGGAAACUCCAAGGUCACUCUCUCGACGAGUUGCCAUUCAAAGCCACAUUCGGAAUCUACGGAUCCUACGUCUGCGCCGUCAUGAACCUCCUCUGCCUGAUCGCCCAAUUCUACGUCGCGCUCUACCCCGUCGGAGGGCCAAACCUGGACGCCGAAACCUUUUUCAAGAGUUAUCUCGCCGGACCUUUCCUCGUGUUCUUGUAUGUCGGAUGGAAGGCCUGGUCUUGGUUCAACGUCAAAGAGCAUCGCCCUCUUUACAUCCCGAUCAAAGACAUCGACAUCUACACGGGUCUGCGCGACACGCAGGAGUUGAUCAGCGGACCAGAUGUUCCCCCGGAGCAGCGCAGAGCGAGCAUCCUUGAGCUGCAAGAGGAAAACAAGAAGAAGGGUGCUUUGGGCUACGCAAAGGCCGCUUUUCGAUCGGUCUUCUAA